GGCAAUAAAAGCCUAAAGACCACGUUCACUCCCCCUUUGUAUAGAAAACUAUGCUGCAUCUUCCAUGCAAAUGCAAAUCCCUCAGUUUUUGAACCUGACCAUGUUCACUUGCUUCCUUCAUAGUCCAGUUAACCUUUCUUGGAUUUUGGGAUUGUAAUUUUAUAUAUACUUUACCCGUAACCCACACGGCCUCAAGCUCUACUUUGAGCUUUUUUUCUAGCAAAUCUAGUAAAAUACUUUUGUAUUAGCGAUGGCAGAGUUUCAGUCCCAGCAAUACAACUGUGGAGUCAAGGGCUCCGCAGAGAGAAAGGGACAUGGUUUCUCCACCAAGUGUGCUUCCUUGGUUAAGCAGCAACGUGCUCGACUCUACAUACUGCGCCGCUGUGCCACUAUGCUCCUUUGCUGGUACAUCCAUGGUGAUGACUAGCAGGCAACAAACGCACACCCUUCCUCAAAUUAUAGGCUUCAUCAAUCAAUGUUAAUCCUGUUUGGUUCUAUGGGGCUAUAGUGUGGUAUAUCUACAAUUUUCUCCUAGUUUCCUUUUGUCUUUUUGGCCUGAUUGGCGUAAUCCUAUUGGGUUUUGAGGGGGACAGGAGAAGUUUAAUGCCGCACUUUUGCUUUUUCACCAAGCUGACAAUAAUCAUCAUAUCGAUGGAGUUGGUAUAUGUUAUAUCAAUAGCUGCUUGCCUGUUGCUGUUAAGGUUAAAUGUAACUCGGUAUUAUGCCUUUUUAAAGUAUACUACUUUUUUCUUUUUCCUUCACUUACCCAACCCUCUGAAUCCUUUUUGGGUAAUUGGGGAAGUGCUAUAAAGUAAUCUGUGAGCUGUGAGUAUAUAUAUAAUAGUAGGAUCUGAUAAAUUUCAUGGAAGAGUCUGUUCGAUUUGCCAGCUUUUUUCUGCACAUGGAAUUAAAUGUUAAUUGUCUGUCCUGAAGAGAUGAUAGAAGUUUGGGAUUUGGGAACCAAGCAUGAACAAGAUAAGUGAAUGGCGAGAUUUCAGAUUGAAAAUUAUUGUUUGCACAAUUGGGGGACCAUAUAUCUUAAAUCUCAGUAAUUGUGCUAAGAUUAAGGCAUAGUUAAUGCAUAUUGCAUCCUGGCAAUAUAUAUUGUGAACUUCUAUCUCUAAUGUUUGCCAUGCGUGUCCCAAAAAGGCAUCAAGCAACCUAAACAGUGAACAGUUUUCUUUGUUUAAUCUUUUCCAUGGUAACUGUUUUAUGCAAGUGGAGUUUGGAUUUCAGGACCAGUUGGUCAGUUUUUGGAUUCUAACAUUGGCUUACAAAGCUACUCCACAAAUUUGAUUACUACAUUUUUUUGAUUAAAUUUGUUGAACAUUUUUUUGUUUCAUGCAUCAUUAAUGUUCUUUUGGCCUACUUAUUGAUCAUAAUGGAGCAGAGCAGACAAAAUUAAUAAAAAAAAUAGAAAAAACUAGAAAUUAAAGAGUAGUUAAGAAUUCAAAUUGCUUUAUCCGAAACAAUAUGCCAUGAGAUAAUAUUCUUACAAAUAAAUGAAACUUACAUCUUCUUCCAUUUACCAAAAAA
Molecule: messenger RNA, 1536 nt
Organism: Durio zibethinus
Lineage: Eukaryota; Viridiplantae; Streptophyta; Magnoliopsida; Malvales; Malvaceae
Product: small polypeptide DEVIL 22
Biological process (GO): negative regulation of cell population proliferation
Source: RefSeq, a predicted model, not a curated record